Molecule: messenger RNA, 1986 nt
Organism: Mycena citricolor
Lineage: Eukaryota; Fungi; Basidiomycota; Agaricomycetes; Agaricales; Mycenaceae
Source: the annotation of a GenBank genome assembly
AUGGCUCCUCGCAAGCGCGCCGCCGCUCAGCUGCCCUUUGGUGUACCUAGCACCAGCCCCAUGAAACGGAAGGCUGCUAGGGAGGUGGUUGACAUACACCCACAUAAGCGCACUCAGGCGGCGCAUCUGCAAGCACGGCUUAAUGCACUGCUUGCCAGGAAACCACUCCCCUCAAUUCCCAGCCCUUCCCAGACACUAGAAGAGGAUAAUCCCUACUUCUCCGAGCCUCUUGAGCCACCAAAGACACUUCCUGAUCAUUCUGGGGAUCCUAGCCAGCACUCAGAAGAUGCAUCUGUUCAGCCUUUGGUCUCAAACGGAAAUCUUGAUGAGCCAAUGCCUGCAGUCAAUGAGCGUGCUGUACAGGCUGCAGACAAUUGGGAAACUCUUUUGCCCAAGUUGGAAUCUGUGUUUCUCGAUUUUCAUCAUAUCAGUCGGGUGCAGAUCCGUCUGUGCCGAUGCAAAUGCCUGCCCGUGCUGCUCUUGGAGAAUGGGGUAUUUCCGGGAACUCCUGUCAAGCCACAGAUAGGAGUUUCUCUCGACGUUUUGGACUCGUACCGAGCCUACUUCGAGCGAUCUGCCGAUGCAAUCACAGCCCUAGCUGCCUCCUUGGCUACAGUAUAUCGGCGUUGGGGAUUUGAGCUGGGAUUUGAUUUGACGGCUGUGGAACACAUUGAUGAUCCCUUCCGCAACGUGCUGUCACAUGCUGUUCUCUACUCAUCUCUGGUUCGUUCGCAGUUGGAGAAGCGACUUGAAGUGUGUCUGAGAGCAACAGAAGAUGUCAUAGCAGUGGAGGAAAAAGUGGCAGCUGAGAGACAAGCUGAGCUUGAAAAUGCUGAGAUGCCAUUGGCAGCUGAGCUUGAUGUAGAAUUUGGAGGUGUGGAGUCUGCGCCAUCUGGCGGAGCAGAGCAGGCACCAGCCUUGUAUGCUGGCCACGUGUCUGAGGACCCAUCUGCAUUGACACAUUUGACCAAAGGACAUGCCGAUUGUGUAUUACAAGAACGGUGUCCUGCCUGCUUUGCACUGGAGGAAUGGGGAAGAUCGCUGAGCGAAGGUGGUGAUGUGCAGCUGGGAGGAGAUGGGUGUUUCAGCCUACGACACCUUCGCUCCUCUGGAGAUGGUCCCAUUCUCUUCUCCCCAGCAUACUUCCUGAGUAACGCAGAGAUGAAAACUACUCGUGCGCGCAUCACUGCUGCAAGAGCCAAGCCGCCUCGCAAAUUCAAACCUGCCAUUCCUCAGGCUGCUCUCGACUCAUGUCAGAGUUCAUUUGAUGCUGCCAACGAGAGCAAGCAGAAGGCUGAUCCAAAGCACUUUGAUUCAACUGGUGCCUUCGUUCUCACCUGUCGCCACUCACAGGUGUUGUUUCUGGCAAACAUUGAUACCCCAGGAGAGCAGCAGUGUUAUCUGGUUGCUCUUUUGGACAAAGUCGCAUCUCUUCUUCCACCAGUGGCAACAAUCUUACAGGCCUACGAUAUUGGAUUACCCACUGCUUUCUCCAACUCUUCGGGAGCGAAUGUCAGGGGACGCCGCGCUCCUUGGGCACGUGACCAUGCACGUGACCCACUGCACCCUCUCUGCCGACCCGUGCCUGCUCACCUGUCGAUCACCCAGCCUCCUCCUCCUCCUCCGAUCCUCAUCUCCAUCCAUGCCGACAUCCGCCCUCUCCCUUCUUCCCCCGGCCAUCUCCCUCAAAUCCCCGCAAGCGGUCUAGCCAAGCCCGAUUCCUUGCACCAGGGAGUGCUACUGCCGCUCGUACCAGAUGCCCUUGCGCUCAUCCGCACCACCCCUCUUCCCAGUUGGGCAUUGGUCCUCGCCUCCAAUGUCUCCACUGGCUGGCCCGGCACUGGCCUGGCCGCUGGGCUCCUCCAGUGUGGCCUUCCACUGUUGGUGUCUCAGGAGCUGGUCAUCACUGGCCCCUCUGAGCCACUCACUAUCUUAUCUGGGUUUGUCAUUAUCUACUUGUCAUCUGCCAUUGUUCCAUGGCAGUGA